Molecule: messenger RNA, 999 nt
Organism: Papaver somniferum (opium poppy)
Lineage: Eukaryota; Viridiplantae; Streptophyta; Magnoliopsida; Ranunculales; Papaveraceae
Exons: 3
Coding region: 1-999 (332 amino acids)
Source: RefSeq, a predicted model, not a curated record
AUGGCUGAAUUGAGAGAAAUGAUGACUAUGCGAAAAAAUGGUGGAAGAAGGAAGUUAGAGGAAGCAGUAGAGGAAGCUGGGAAAACACCUUUUGCGAGGAAAAUUCAAAUUGCAAUAAUACUACCAAAAUGCAAUUUACCUGUAUUCACUAGUAUAUUUGAUGGAGAAGCCUUGCAGUGGUUUGAAGGAUUACCAGUAGGAACUAUUAGAUCAUUUCGUCAUCUACAAAAUGUCUUCUUAGGACAAUAUAUCAGCAAUAAUAUGUCAAUACCAGGAAUUGACACGGCCUUUGGACUUCGCAGAAGGAUUUUCAGGAUAAAAGACACCAUCACAAUGUCGGAGUUGCCUGAAUUUCAAGAAGAUCAUAUUGCACUUGAGGAGAAGCAGAGAGAAGUGGAAUCUUAUCCAGUUGCAAUGCCUAAUGCGAACACUGGGAAUGCAAUUUUACUCCCAAGGAUGACAAAUGUUGUUGCGAGUACAUCACAGGGAAAUAAAGGAAAGAAAAGUACAAAAAUGGAACAAAAACUGGUAGCAAUGGGUAGUGAAGAUCAAGAGGAACUCGAAAGAGAAUAUAAAGAAGCACAAUCCCAAGCUAGAGGAAGAAAUAACAAGAUUCAAAGAAUGGAUAAUCCCAUGGAAGGUUAUGGAGGUCAACAACCAUAUCAUAAUAAAAGACAAGGUACUGGAAAGGUGGUCUGGGAACAAAUAAGCUUGCCAAAGUUGAAUACUACAGUAGACAAAAUCUGGGAAGCUGUUAUACUAAUGGAAAAAAUUCCUGAACCACACAACGUAGGAUAUGAACCACCACCGAGCAGAAGGAGCAAAGAAUUCUGUGUAUAUCAUCUCUUUCGUGGUCACACAACAAGUAAUUGCAGAAAUGUGAGGAAAAUCACACUGAGAAUGAUUGAUCAAGGAAAAUUGAACCACUUCUUAAUACAACAGCCGCAGAAUCUACCACCACCACCAUCAGGAGGAAAUGCAUAUGGUGAGGAAAGAUGA